Messenger RNA from Hyla sarda, 2382 nucleotides. It is a transcript of the gene CDC6, whose product is annotated as cell division cycle 6. NCBI's taxonomy places the organism in Eukaryota, Metazoa, Chordata, Amphibia, Anura, Hylidae. Gene Ontology annotation, molecular function: ATP hydrolysis activity; DNA replication origin binding. The transcript has 12 exons. Bases 138 to 1805 code for a protein of 555 amino acids. Gene Ontology annotation, biological process: cell division; mitotic DNA replication checkpoint signaling; DNA replication initiation. Gene Ontology annotation, cellular component: nucleus. The record is from RefSeq and is a predicted model, not a curated record.
UGGCGCCAGAUUCUGAUCGCGCGCCGCAAUCAGGUGUCCGGAGUUUGGCGCGCUGAGCUCAGUCUGCAGCUGGCGCUCUCUGGGGUUGUAUCGUCAGGUUGUCCAAGGACUGUUCAGCACCUCCCGCUUAAUACACAAUGCCGAGCACACGGUCCAAGUCUCAAAGCUCCAUUCCGUUCCCUAAGACAAAGACUGCUAAGACGCCAGCUAAAGCAGGACUGCGCAUUCGUGCCAAAUCAGAAAUGAUUGCUCCCGAGUCUCUUUCACCUGCUUCCAAGGAGUUGCCUCUCAGCCCACGCAAGAGGCUUGGUGGCGAAAAUCUUUGUAACAUCCCUCAGUCUCUCCGAUGCUCCCCACCCAAACAAAGCCGUGAUGAUAGUGGCCCCCUUAGCCCAGCUAAAGGGAGGCGUCUCAUUUUUGAUGAGAACCAGCCUGCAGCCACUCCCUUGUCACCUAUCAAGAAGCGAGAAGACUUAGUCGUGUUAUCUCCUCAGAAGAGAGGUCAAGAAACCCCAACCAGCUCAUCCCAACGUGUGCCGCACGAGAGGAAGAGCGUGGGUACACGUCUAUUCAAACAAGAAGCAUCAUGUUACCAGCAGGCUAAGUGUGCUCUAAACACGGCGGUGCCUGAGCGUCUGCUGUCACGUGAGAAUGAGACAUCGGCCGUCCUUUCUUUCUUGAAGGCCCAUGUAUCUUUACAGAAGCCUGGCAGCCUCUACAUCUCUGGUGCGCCUGGAACUGGCAAAACCGCCUGCUUAAACAAGCUACUUCAGGAGAACAAGGAGGUUCUCCAGGGCUGCAAGACUGUUUACAUCAAUUGUAUGUCCCUACGAAGCUCCCAAGCAAUCUUCCCUGCCAUAGCAGAAGAGAUCUCUGGGAAUGAAAAAUCUCUUUCUGGGAAAGAUGCAGUUAAACAUCUGGAAAAACUGAUCUCAAGCAAAGGACCAAUGAUCCUUCUGGUGUUGGAUGAGAUGGAUCAGCUGGAUAGCAAGGGGCAUGAUGUCCUGUACACAGUGUUUGAGUGGCCCUGGCUGACUAACUCUAGAAUUGUACUUAUUGGGAUUGCAAACGCCUUGGACUUUACUGACCGCAUUCUGCCUAGACUUCAGGCUCGGCCCCAGUGCAAGCCACAACUACUGAAUUUCUCUCCUUAUACUAAAGACCAGAUAGCUACAAUCCUACAAGACAGGCUGAAACAGGUCUCUGGUGACCCAGUUCUGGAUAAUGCAGCGAUUCAGUUUUGUGCCAGAAAAGUUUCUGCAGUUUCUGGAGAUGCUCGGAAAGCUUUAGACAUCUGCAGACGUGCUGUCGAAAUCGUGGAGUCAGAUGUGAGAAGCCAGACGGUCCUGAAGCCGCGAUCUGAAUCUGCCUCACCAGCUAAAGAAACGGCAUCUACACCUGUGCCGAAAAAAGUCAGCCUACCGCACAUCUCUCGCGUUAUCUCUGAUGUGUAUGGAGACAAAAUGUCACGGAGCAGCGGAGGGGAUGAGACCUUCCCUCUGCAGCAGAAGCUUGUGGUGUGUUCCCUUUUGCUGCUCACACAACAAAGUAAAAUUAAGGAGGUGACCAUGGGCAAGCUUUAUGAAACCUACAGCAAGGUAUGCCGAAAACAGCAAAUGGCGAUAGUUGGCCAGUCAGAGUGCCUUUCCCUGUGCCAGCUUCUGGAAACUAGAGGCAUUUUAGGUCUUAAGAGAGCUAAGGAAGCCCGCCUUACAAAGGUUUCAAUAAAGAUAGAAGAGCACGAUGUAGAGCAUGCAUUUAAGGACAAGGUUUUAAUUGGAAACAUCUUACAUUCUGGAAUUUAAAUUUUACUACUUUAAAGUUUCUUCAAAGUUUUAAUGCUGAAUUUUUAAAAGUAUAACAAUCUCUUGAUGCAUUCUUAAGUGGUUGUUUUUACGGGUUUUGACAAGCGACUUACCUGAUUUUAAAGGAGAGUUUUUGCUGCUAAGACAAUACUAAAGUGUUGCUUGGUUAUGAAUGUGAAUGUGAAUUAUUAUUUUUUUUAAUUCUUUGCCACAAUGACAGGUUGUAUGAGGAUAGGAAAAAAGCCCCCUCUUUCUUCGAUGAAUUUGGCCAGAUACUGCAGCAUUGCCCUUUUUAAGGUGGAUGUGAUUGAGCUGUAAUGCCAGACAAAACCCAUUAACUUGAGAGGCGCUGUUUCUGGAGAAAGAUACUUUUUAAUAAAAGGGUUAAACUGUAACAAGCUGUAUAUUGUACAUACUGGUUUGUGUACUACAGGAAUACAGUUAUGUUAUGGUGCUUUGCUGCGUAAUGUAGCACAUGUUAAAUAGAUGUUUUAGUAUCCAUGAGGUACGUUCUGAUUUUACUGAUGCAGUCUCUGCAUUUACUGUACAGUUUUCUAUUUUAAUAAAUUAUGUAUGU